AGCAAAACAAACUUCCACAAAGCAUAGAGAAGUAAAACGGUGCAAAAAUAGGAGAAAGUUGUCUUCAGCUGUUCUGAUCUCUUCGGUACGCAGGCAUAGGACUGAAAAGUGAAAACCAUCCUCUAACGCCCCCAAACAGGUGAAACUAUUGGGUAGCCUGAAAUGGAACAUUUUGAUUGGCUAAGAACACAUUUACUCUGCCAGCCAGUAAGGAAGAAUGAGCAGAUGCUUUAUCUAUGUGAACUCCACCCCCUAUGACGACAUUGUUGGAAAUUAACCAAUAAAAAUGCAGGCGUGUACGAGCCUUCAUUUGCAUACAGGCUCUAUAAGUAGCGCGUAACCAAGCCCUUCGGAAAUAGUCCGGAUCGUUCUUGGCGUGUGGUGUUUCUUCUUGCAAAAAUGCCUGAUCCAGCAAAGUCGGCUCCUGCUCCCAAGAAAGGCUCCAAGAAAGCGGUCACCAAAGUGCAGAAGAAGGACGGCAAGAAGCGCAAGCGCAGCCGCAAGGAGAGCUAUUCCGUUUACGUGUAUAAAGUGUUGAAGCAGGUGCACCCGGACACCGGCAUCUCGUCCAAGGCCAUGGGCAUCAUGAACUCCUUCGUCAACGACAUCUUCGAGCGCAUCGCCGGCGAGGCCUCCCGCCUGGCGCAUUACAACAAGCGCUCCACCAUCACGUCGCGGGAGAUCCAGACGGCCGUGCGCCUGCUGCUGCCCGGCGAGCUGGCCAAGCACGCCGUGUCUGAGGGCACCAAGGCGGUCACCAAGUACACCAGCUCGAAGUAAGGGCACGUAAAGGACGCAAUAGAACAGCUACUUGACCCAAACGGCUCUUUUCAGAGCCACUUAAUUUGUCACAAAAAGUGGCUGUAAACACCUGCUUGAAGAUUCUGGCUUUUGGUUAGGCAGGGUGGGCCUGAAACUCGAGAACAUUUGGGUUUGGGGCUAGGUUGGGACCGUGGUAAAGAUUACCGGGGCUCUUAAAAUCUGAAACCUGCGUGUGGUGGUGUCCCCUAGUGGCACGACUCUUACUGGUAAGGAAAAACUAGUUGCCAAAAUGGUCUCUACCUUGUUCUACGGAGUUCGCGAUGGAAGCUUAGAUACAGGUGAGUGAGCAAGCAGGUUUGCUAUAGUUUAAAGUUUUGUUUUUGGUGGGGGAUGCUGUUCUACUUUUCUGUCUAAAUGUUAACCCAAAGGUUUCUAAGUGAGCUGGAAUUUGUUUUACUUAGCGUACCCGUGGAAGUCCCUCCAUUCCCCACUGCCUUAAUGUUCUAUUCGUAAAUGUUUCUAGGUGUCUGUCAAGAACGAUGAGCAAUAAAGCAAUAUGCUUUAGUCUAUUGA
Messenger RNA from Neogale vison (American mink), 1335 nucleotides. Its product is annotated as histone H2B type 2-F. The record is from RefSeq and is a predicted model, not a curated record. Gene Ontology annotation, cellular component: nucleosome. Gene Ontology annotation, molecular function: structural constituent of chromatin; DNA binding; protein heterodimerization activity. The transcript has a single exon. The coding region runs from base 400 to 780 and encodes 126 amino acids. NCBI's taxonomy places the organism in Eukaryota, Metazoa, Chordata, Mammalia, Carnivora, Mustelidae.